AUGAAGACCAUCAACAUGCAAGAAGCGAGACGGCGAUGUACGUCGAUUGAGGCAUGGGAGCUUCCCAAGCACCCCAGCGCCAUUGCGCCAGAAGGUGUACGAACGAACCCGGACAUGGACCCCGUACCGGUAUCGAUGCGGACUUGGUCGCUAUGGACGAUCCUGGCCUACUGGAGCACUGAUCUCAUGAGUCUCUCGACUCUGCAGACCGGCGGGUCUAUACUUGCGGUCGGGCUCAGCUGGCGGGAGGCGAUUCCCAUCAUGUUUGUUGGGACAACAUGUAUCGCAAUAGCAAUGGUCCUCAAUGGAGCGAUUGGAAGUCGCCUACAUGUCCCCUUUAGUGUCAUCGCCACGGGUAGUUUCGGGUUCCACUUGAGAUAUUUUGCCAUUAUCAGUAGAGCUAUCCUCGCCAUGUUCUGGCUGGGUGUACAGUGUGUCAACGGCAGCGUGUGUGUGACAAUCAUGUUGAGUGCAUGGGCUCCUUCCUACGGACGGAUUCACAAUGCCUUGCCUGAGUCGGCAGGUAUCACCUCUAUGGGAAUGGGCUCGUUCUUCCUCUUCUGGAUCAUUCAGCUACCAUUGUUGCUCAUUCACCCAACAAAGCUCCGGCCACUCUUCUACGUCAAGCUACUUGCCACUCCAGCUGUAGUUCUCGGAACCUUGGGGUGGGCUGUGAAGCAAGCCGGUGGAGGUGGUGAUAUCUUCAGGUCGCAACCCGAGGUCUCCCCCGGGACUUCCAAGUACGCCUGGCUUUGGCUGAGUUGCAUGUCAUCAGUUUCGGGCCAGUGGAGCACGAUGGCAAUCAAUAUUCCGGACUUUUUGCGCUACAGCAAGUCCAGAAACGCUCAAAAUGUGCAGCUCAUAUUUGUCCCCAUCGUCUUCACCCUGUGUGGGACCAUGGGUAUCAUCACUACGUCGGCCACGAAAGUCUUCCAGGGAGACGGUGACUAUCUUUGGAACCCGCUCGACAUCGUCAGUCUCUGGUUAGAAAAUGGCUCGGGGGGACGUUGUGCUGCCUUCUUCGGGGCGCUGGCAUGGCUAAUUGCUACGAUCGGCACCAACGUCACGGCGAACAGCAUCAGCGCGGCCAACGACCUGACUGUCAUGUUCCCGCGCUACAUCAACAUCAGGAGAGGCAGUAUAGUCGCUGCAGUGAUAGGUGCCUGGGUGAUUGUGCCGUGGAAGAUUAUGGCCAGCGCUGCUACGUUUUUGAACUUUAUGGGCGCAUACGCCGUCUUCCUUUCUCCUCUGAGCGGCAUCAUGGCAGCAGACUUUUGGCUCGUCAAAAAACAACGAUAUGAUCUGCCCGAUUUAUACGACCCUCACGGUCGCUAUAGAUACAUCGCAGGCUGCAACUGGAGGGCCUUGAUUGCUUUCAUCGUGCCGGUUGCACCAAACUUGCCAGGCAUGGCAUUGGCAAUCAGUGGCUACCCUGCGGUUCAAAUCUCUGAGGGCGCUCAAAAUCUCUACACCUUUGAUUGGAUUUUUGGGUUCGUCAUCUCGAUCUUCCUAUAUACGACACUGAGCUGGGCUGUGCCUGCAAAGGAGACCUUGGUUGAGUGGACAAUCUGGACCAGGGAGGACGGAAUAGAGAUUGUGGAGACGAGAGACGGCAGUGAUAUCGAGAACCCAAAGUUGCCCCAGAAGGUGCUGACUACAGCGGGCGAUGGUCGUCAUACUCCUGACGCCAGAGAUUAA
Molecule: messenger RNA, 1698 nt
Organism: Colletotrichum orchidophilum
Lineage: Eukaryota; Fungi; Ascomycota; Sordariomycetes; Glomerellales; Glomerellaceae
Product: NCS1 nucleoside transporter
Exons: 5
Coding region: 1-1698 (565 amino acids)
Biological process (GO): transmembrane transport; nucleobase transport
Cellular component (GO): plasma membrane
Molecular function (GO): nucleobase transmembrane transporter activity
Source: RefSeq, a predicted model, not a curated record